AUGACUUUCAUCAUUUCAACAGUCACAGAGACCACGGCGGUCGUGGUCUCGUCAACACUCAUCACCGACACUACCACUACCGUGACUUCUCAUUUGUCCACGACUCUCUUUGCAACAGUUGGCCAAACCGUCACAAUUGAUUCACUUGCCUCACCUUCCACAACCACCGUCACUGCGCCCACCACCACGAAGUACACGCCCAUACCGACAAUAACCACGCAGACAUCGACGGUAACCCUGACCGAGCUAGACAUCUACCUUCAAGAUGAUGCAGGAAACAUCUAUUCAACCUGGGCCAUUCCCAUUUCAGGUUCUCCUCUGCCAGAUCCGACACAUACCGGGGUUUCGGGCCAGUUAGUCUACGUGGUCGACCCUGACGACAGCGGUUGGAAUCAAUGGAGCACGGGUGACAAGGCGGGUAUGAUUGUAGGCGUGGUCCUUGGGGCUAUUCUCAUUUUUGCCAUGAUCUUCUGGUGUGUCCAAAAAAAGGCAAACGGGAAGUGGUGGUUCGCGCAUGCGUGGCCACACUCAGCGACAAUGGCGCAGCCGGUGAGUGGAAGAGUGCCUCUGAACGAUCUGUACAUUCAAUAA
This is a messenger RNA of Fonsecaea nubica, 591 nucleotides long. RefSeq lists its product as hypothetical. The transcript has a single exon. The record is from RefSeq and is a predicted model, not a curated record. Lineage: Eukaryota; Fungi; Ascomycota; Eurotiomycetes; Chaetothyriales; Herpotrichiellaceae. The coding region runs from base 1 to 591 and encodes 196 amino acids.